UUAAUUAAAUCUUCUCUCUCUUUAUUUUUUUCAUUAUUCCAAAUUCUUAGUAUUAUUCACGACCAUUAAUAUAUCAACAGCUCUUUCCUUGCUUUUUUCUGCGCCGGCAGUAACGAACUUUGGACAUUUUGUGAAUACAUAUCAACAGAUGUACGUACCAGAAUGAGCACUAGUUCUGAAUAUUUUGAGAAAUUUACAUGGAGAAUUGAAGAUUUCUCAAAAAAGAAUUGCAUGAAAUUAAAGUCCAAAGAUUUCAAAAUCCGUGGUUAUACAUGGAAGAUCCUUGUGCAUCCACUAAGGAGGGAUGUUGACCAUUUUACAUUGUAUUUAAUGGUUGCUGAUUCUUUACCACCAUAUGGAUGGGAUAGAAACACCUUUUUCAAGUUAGUUCUAGUUAACCAGCUGGAUAGGAACAAGAACAUUGUAAAAGAGACUCAGCAAAAGUUCAAUGGAGGAUAUAGAAGCUGGGGUGCAUUUUUCCUAAAUUUCAAUAAAUUCAUUGACCAUAAACAAGGGUAUCUUGUGAGAGACACAUGCAUAAUUGAAGCUCAUAUUUGUGUGUCUAACUUUGCACCAAAAAUUUAUGACGUCAAUUCCUUCAACCAAAAUUCAACUCCAACAGAUCAAUCUUCAGACGAAAGGGAAACAAUUAGUCCAAGAACAUCAGGUUCAACAUCUAGUCCAGAUGAAGGAGAGAUUCAAGGUACGGAUUUAACAUUAAGACAAUUUAUAGAUUUGGAUGGUUUAAAACCCGAAGAAAAACAUUUUGUUCCAUUUUUAGAGGAAGUUUGCACGUGGCGUCCGUCUUUGAUACAAAGUCAAAUGAAAAAAUCUCGUUUGUUUCGACAAUGGGCGUUUAUUUCAUUAGGAAAAGUUCUGUAUUUUCUUAAGACGAAGAAAGUGAAAGAUAUGAGUGAAGAUGACAUAAAGAAUCUUAAGAGUUUGUGGGAGGAACUAGCAAAAUCUUCGGAAUUCGACUUGAGUUGGUUAGAGCCUUAUGUUAAAUCUGCUUUAGGUGUGAAACCUUAUUUGGAAAGAGCAAACAAAUUGAAGAAAUUACAAGAUAAAGUUGUUUCUUUGGAUAUUAAAAUGAAGAUGCUUAGGGAUGAAUUGGCUGCUUCACAAGCAGAGUUUGAGGUUGCAAGGAAAGGGUUAUCAGAAAUCAGAAAUGGUUUCCAAGAAAUGAAUGUUAAUGCUACAAUAGGUUAUGCUAUGUUUUAAUUGGUUUUAGGUACUGAUUAAUUAAUUUGUAGACAUUAAUGAAAUGUUUUAUUUUUAGAACAUGAUUAUUAUUGAAAUUCUUUUGGUGAAAGAAUACAAAGUCUUAGUUUUGUACAAAUUAUGGAGAGAAAAAACUAUAGCAUUGUGUAUGACAUUUAAUACAUAACUAGUUAGUGUUCUGUUAUUCUUUUGUAAUAAUCUUUCUUACAACAAUGCUUCUUUAUGGCAUCUAA
Medicago truncatula (barrel medic) is the source of this 1454-nucleotide messenger RNA. Its product is annotated as MATH domain and coiled-coil domain-containing protein At3g58210. The record is from RefSeq and is a predicted model, not a curated record. Bases 163 to 1221 code for a protein of 352 amino acids. The transcript is spliced from 4 exons. Gene Ontology annotation, molecular function: protein binding. Lineage: Eukaryota; Viridiplantae; Streptophyta; Magnoliopsida; Fabales; Fabaceae.